Cooperia oncophora is the source of this 720-nucleotide messenger RNA. Lineage: Eukaryota; Metazoa; Nematoda; Chromadorea; Rhabditida; Trichostrongylidae. The record is from the annotation of a GenBank genome assembly.
AUGGCGUCCGUUUGCGGUGGUAGUCUUGCACUAUUGGACGCUGGGGUGCCUAUAUCAGCUUCCGUAGCUGGGGUGGCUAUAGGAUUAAUUACCGAUCGAGAAGCAAGAAAACCUCACAAAGUGUUGACCGACAUCUCGGGCAUUGAGGACUAUGCGGGUGAUAUGGAUUUCAAGAUCGCUGGAUCAUCGCAGGGAUUCACAGCAAUGCAGCUGGAUGUUAAAAUUCCUGGUUUGAGUCGACUUCAACUCAGUGAGGCUCUCUCGAGCGCUAGAGCAGGAAUCAAUCAUGUACUCGACAAGAUGUCUGUCAUACGGGAUACGCCUCGAGAAGAGUUCAAACCGUCAGUACCAGUACUCGAAUCUAUGCGCUUAGAUGCGCACAAAAGGCAAGCUCUAUUCCGUGCUGGUGGAAUGCAUGCGAAAACAGUUGAGGCGGAGACCGGCGUAAAGAUUAGUCUUGAAGACGAUACCCACAUCAAUUUGUUCGCUCCCGACAAACAUCGUUUACAAGACGCGAGAGCGCUUAUUGCGAGGUUGCUCUCCGAGACUGACGAAAUGAUGUUCGCUUUCGGCCAAAUGGUCCAAGCUGAGGUAGUUGAGCUGCAAGAACGUGGAGCUUUGUUACAGUUAGCCGGCAUGGGUCGGCCAAUUUUUGUGCCCAACUCUCAGCUACAUGCUCUCCCUAUUCGACAUUCGUCUGCUAGUGGACUUAAGGUGUAA